Oryza sativa Japonica Group (Japanese rice) is the source of this 1197-nucleotide messenger RNA. Its product is annotated as ubiquitin-like-conjugating enzyme ATG10. Gene Ontology annotation, molecular function: Atg12 transferase activity. NCBI's taxonomy places the organism in Eukaryota, Viridiplantae, Streptophyta, Magnoliopsida, Poales, Poaceae. The record is from RefSeq and is a predicted model, not a curated record. Gene Ontology annotation, cellular component: intracellular anatomical structure. Gene Ontology annotation, biological process: macroautophagy; protein modification by small protein conjugation; protein lipidation.
UUGGCACAUUUGGUCGAACGCCGAGCGUCCGUGUCCACUGCUUCUGGUUCCGUGCACAGCUCCGGCCACCGAAUACGGUACGGUGAUGGAUUCACGCGGUGGUGGAAAGCCAGCCGCAAUCCGGAAACCCCACGAGCCCAAAUUCAACCCGACGCCACGAGGCAACCUGACUCGGGACGGUGGAGCCGUAGGCCCGUAGCUUAGGCCACCGCCCCCGAUCUCGCCGCCGACGCCCGCCGCCGUCGCGUAGUUUUUGCUUCAGGUCGUCGUGCGCAGCUGGUGCCCUUCGCGGUCGGGGUCCCGCGGGUCGCCUCCCGACCCCGCCGCUGGUGUCCCUCCCAUAUCCCUAACCAUGGGAGGCUCCACCACCGUGAGGGAUGGGACUCUGUCCCAUGGCGACUUCGUUGCCUCAGCGAAGGCUCUGAUCGAGAAGUGGAAGGAGAUCGAUGUUGACGACGCUCUUCCCGACUGGCGAUGGAAGCCUUGCUGCAAGAUGGGAGUUCCAUCUGAGGAAGAGGGCUAUCUGGCUCUUGAAGGAGUAUACCGUAAUCAUGGAGGAAGCCAGGUCCAGAGCUGUAGUGGCAAUCUUCAUUUUUACGAUUACCAUGUUGUGUACAGCUUUUCUUACAAGGUUCCAGUGCUAUACUUUCAGGGUCAUCAGUCUGGUGGCCAGCUGCUAACUCUAGAUGAGAUUAAAGAGGACCUUCCUUCUCUCUCACUCAAAUUAUUAGGCGAAUCAAGGUGGACGUUUAUUACUCGAGAGGAGCAUCCCCAUUUUAGUAGGCCAUGGUUCACUUUGCAUCCCUGUGGAACCAGUGACUGUAUGAAGUUACUUCUUGAAGGAAUGCAAGACAAGGAUCAACAAGUGCGAUACUUACCAGCUUGGCUAACUGUGGUUGGCCAGGCAGUAGGAUUGAAAAUCCCACUUGGGCUUCAUUGCAAUUCAUAGCUUCACCUUUUUUUUUCAGUCUGUAGUGUUAUUUCGGUGAAAGGAAAGCGCUCGCCUCUUAUUUCAGUGUAUAUGUUGAUAAAUAUUUCAUGUACCGCUUCACUUGAUAAUUUGCCAAUGCGUAGUGUUGCAAAUGUCUAAUUUCAUCGCAUCUCCUAGAAUGUCAGAACGGAUGCAGCUGCUCAGCUGCAGAUUUGACAUAUUUCCUCGAUUUUUGUUAUGAACAUGCAAAUGAAUGAUUUUUUUUU